Messenger RNA from Echinococcus granulosus, 1371 nucleotides. Its product is annotated as Sodium-dependent phosphate transport protein. Gene Ontology annotation, biological process: transmembrane transport; monoatomic anion transport. Gene Ontology annotation, molecular function: transmembrane transporter activity. The coding region runs from base 1 to 1371 and encodes 456 amino acids. The record is from RefSeq and is a predicted model, not a curated record. The transcript has 8 exons. NCBI's taxonomy places the organism in Eukaryota, Metazoa, Platyhelminthes, Cestoda, Cyclophyllidea, Taeniidae.
AUGGAGGACUUUCGUUGCCCCUAUGGCUUCACCGUGAAGCCUGCCGCUGCUCCAUAUGUUAUCAUUGCGCUAUGCUGUAUUGCAAAUUUUAUAAAUGCGGCUGAUCGCGUGCUGAUGCCAAUAACCAUUAUUUCAAUGGCGGACGAAUUUGAUUGGGAUCUACACUUCCAAGGCUGGAUAUUGAGCAGCUUUUCAGUCGGUUACCUCAGUAGUCUAGUUGCUGGUGGUAGUGCAGCCAAAAAUUUUGGUGGAAGAAGAGUUCUUACGCUGGCCGUAUUGCUGUGGUCAUUAUCUUCUUUCUUGACGCCGUUUUUCGCUUCCUCCUGGCCACUCAUGAUACUUUUCCGUUUCCUUCUUGGUGUUGGUGAAGGAAUAGGACUGCCUACCAUAUUCCACAUCUUUUCCCAUACUGUCCCUGUGGAGGAACGUGGCCGAGCUUUCAGUUAUUUAAUUGCUCUGGGCUCUGUGGGUCAGUUUGUUGCUGGGAUAAUUUCGCCUCACCUGCCUUGGCCUCUUCCCUUUCUUCUCUUCGGUGGAUCCGGUCUGCUCUGGGUCAUCACGUGGGUCCUGUUUACCAAGUCCUUCGGUGAUUUUGAGCAUCCAGGCUCUUCUGAUUACCCUGUUUCGACACCACCAUUGAACGGUUCGAUGCGAUGGCGCGACUUUUUUAGUCAUCGGUCCCUGUGGGCCAUUUACGCGGCGCAUUUCAGCAUGAAUUGGUCCAACUACAUCAUUAUGCAAUGGCUUCCCACCUAUCUCGUCCGUUCCCUCGGCGGCGGUCGUUUUGAAGUUACUCUUACCGCCCUUCCCUAUAUUACCAACUCCAUUUGUGGAAUUGCCGCCGGCCACUGGGCAGACAACCUCGUGCGUCAACGGUGGAGUGUGUUGUGGGUACGCCGUCUUAUGACCUCAGUGGGCCUCAUUGGCCCCGGCUGCCUCCUUUUCAUCUUUUCUGCCUCAACAAGCAUACCCUUAGCCGUUUUCCUGAUUUCCAUAUCGAUGGGCCUUUCGGCUUCUAAUUCGGCCGGUCAUCUGGCUGCCCACGCAGAGGUCGCUCCCAAUCACGCUGGCAUUACCUUCGCCAUCAGCAACACUCUCGCGACUAUCCCCGGAAUCCUGUGUGGUCCACUGACAGCAUACCUGGUUACGGAAUACAGUGGUCACUGGCUCUCUGUCUUCAUCAUUGCUGGUUUUGUGAACAUCUUCGGUGCUGCGGUCUACCUCUGUUACAGCACUGCCUCUCCUUCCAGAGCACUGCUCACCUAUCGAUUGCACUGGCACAAGAAAGAAGCAACUGGAACCGCGUUCGUGUGUGUGGUUGCUGUACCUUCUCACUGGCCGACGCAAGUUCUUAUGCACCUUGAGGACUGA